AUGAGCUCUUCAGAGACCAAAGGUCGUAACGAGGAGGAUGUAGCAGAAAUUAAGAAAGCCAUUGCGACUGGCGCAGUCAAAGACCCCUCUAAUCUCUCUGCCAUCCCCCCAAUCGUAUGUUACUGCCUCGCGUCAAUAUUAAUGACCGUUGUGAACAAGGCGCGUUUAUGGUCCAUGAAGGAAGACGUCGACAUGCUCAUAUCCACUAUAGUUCGUCGUAUCAGGAGCCAACUUUUCGAUGAACUUCCUCCUGCUAUGCAUCCAAUCAUCCGUCUGUUGCGCCUAGACUUUGAUAUGAAGGACGCAAAGAUGUGGUUCCCAAUCAGCUUCCUACUCGUCAGCGUAAUCUACACCGGUUCGAAGAGUCUGCAAUACCUCUCCAUCCCAGUCUACACCAUCUUCAAGAACUUGACCAUCAUCCUCAUUGCUUAUGGAGAAGUGCUAUGGUUCGGUGGAAGAGUAACUGCCCUCACCUUUGUUUCCUUCAUCUUCAUGGUAAUCUCCUCGAUCAUCGCCGCCUGGUCAGAUGUCCAAAGCGCGUUGGCAAGCUCUAUCCCCGGAGCGAGCUCAGGUGUCAGCGUCGGUGCAAUGCAAUCCCUCUUCGGUGCCCUCCGCGGCCUGAACGUCGGCUACUUCUGGAUGCUCGUCAACUGCCUGACGAGUGCUGCAUAUGUGUUGUCCAUGCGCAAACGUAUCAAGAGCACCGGAUUCUCCGACUGGGACACCAUGUUCUACAACAACCUCCUCAGUAUCCCCGUUCUCGCCGUCUUUUCGUUGAUCGCGGAGGACUGGGGCCGCGAAAACCUCAACCGCAACUUCCCCGCAGAGACCCGUAACUUCCUCCUUUUCGCCAUCGCUUUCUCCGGUGCCGCAGCUGUUGGCAUCUCCUACACCACCGCAUGGUGUGUCCGAGUGACGAGCAGCACCACCUACAGUAUGGUCGGCGCGUUGAACAAACUCCCAGUGGCAGCAUCCGGAAUGCUGUUCUUCGGGGACCCAGUUACAGUCGGUUCCGUGUCUGCCGUUGGCGUUGGAUUUUUUGCAGGAAUAGUGUACGCAGUGGCGAAAAACAACCAGAAGAAGAACGAGCGAAGACAAGCCGCAGAUGCGAUUAUCCCGAUGGCUAGCCGGAAACCAUAA
Messenger RNA from Coprinopsis cinerea okayama7#130, 1140 nucleotides. Its product is annotated as nucleotide-sugar transporter. Gene Ontology annotation, cellular component: Golgi apparatus. Gene Ontology annotation, biological process: transmembrane transport. The transcript has 9 exons. Bases 1 to 1140 code for a protein of 379 amino acids. Gene Ontology annotation, molecular function: antiporter activity; GDP-mannose transmembrane transporter activity. Lineage: Eukaryota; Fungi; Basidiomycota; Agaricomycetes; Agaricales; Psathyrellaceae. The record is from RefSeq and is a predicted model, not a curated record.